Molecule: messenger RNA, 1548 nt
Organism: Gasterosteus aculeatus aculeatus (three-spined stickleback)
Lineage: Eukaryota; Metazoa; Chordata; Actinopteri; Perciformes; Gasterosteidae
Gene: prorsd1
Product: prolyl-tRNA synthetase domain containing 1
Molecular function (GO): aminoacyl-tRNA deacylase activity
Source: RefSeq, a predicted model, not a curated record
CUUCUCUUCUCCACUGUGCAGCUGUUGGUUUCUGUCCACCGCAGAGACUCCGAGCACCAGUCCUCGGCAGAUUUCUCUUCGUUCAUUUAAAGAGAGAAACCUUGUUUUUUAGUCGGCGAUGGCUGAAGGGCUGCGGUCGGAGCUGGAUGAAUUCCUGCAGGGUUUAAACAUCCAGACGACGUGCGUGGAUCACCCGCCGGUGUUCACCGUCGAGGAGAUGAUGCCUCACCUGCAGGACGUGAGCGGAGCCGUAACCAAGAACCUCUUCCUGAAGGACAAGAAGAAGAAGGGCCUGUGGCUGGUGUCGGCUCGGCACGACCGCCAGGUGAACCUCAACAACCUCGCCAAGAAGCUGGGUGUCGGCAGCGGCAACCUGCGUUUCGCAGAGGAGGCGGCCAUGUUGGAGAAACUCAAGGUGGGUCAGGGCUGUGCGACCGCUCUCGCUCUGCUCUUCGACAAGGACCACAGUGUGAGGUGCGUCCUGGACCGGGACCUGGUGGAGGGAGGCCACGAGCGGGUCUACUUCCACCCCAUGACCAACGCCGCCACCAUGGGGCUGCGCCCGGACGACCUGCUGCGCUUCCUCAAGGAGACGGGCCACGAACCCGUCCUGGAGAGCUUCGAGUAGGACUAAAGCCCGAGCAGCCUGCAGCGGUUAAACUGGGACCUGGAAAUAAGCCAUAUGAGUUCUGCUUCAAAGAUUCUUUUAGAAGCAUUGCAAAUGAUGGAACCGGGGCCGUCUGCGGAUUUGUUCUACACAUUACACGCUGUUGUGGCCAAAAUAAUUAAUUCAGAUUCAUCACAAAUAUGUCUCUUUAUUGGCAAGUUAUCAUUACUAUAUAUGGAAUUAUUUAAAAGGCGUUGGAACAUUUAAAUUGUCAAUUUUUUAUAAUAUAUCACAGUUAUCGGGAAAGCUGCUACGCGAGUAGACCAAGUGAAACGUAAAAAGUCUUCAGAGGGAACAAGUAGGAAGCUUGUGACGUUCAUUUAGAUUCUAAUGAAUUGAAAUACUGAAGCUCGUGAACCCAACGGGGACAUUUUGGACGUCUCUGAUCCAUUUAGAGACCACCGGUUGAAGACAAAGACGUUGACUGUUGGUUUGUUGACAGACGUCUGUGACUUUGUGAAGCUGUUUGUUGGAGGAUCAGACUUUGUGGUUUUCCAUGUUUAAGCUCAGUAAAGAAAUAUGCUGUUGAUUGUUUCAACCUCACUUUUUCCUCAAUUCUAAUUCCUUUUAAGAAAUUUAACUUAAAUUAUUUAAUUUUGACAAAAUAGAUGUUUGAUCAAGUUGAUUGCCGUUGUAGUUAAGAGCAGGCACUUUUAUUAAUAAUGUGUGUUACUCCUGUUGAUGUCCCACGUUGAGGCUGUGAGGGACACUUUAGCACCAUGUAUAAGUCACUACGUUUAUGAGCUGUGACUAAUGGCUCUACUAAUUGUUAAUAAAUCAUUGAACCAUUUAUAAAUCAUGAGCCACUGUGUUAACAGUAAGCCAAAGUCCACAGCUUGUACUCUUUAUUCAUAACCAAAUACAAUUAAUGUCUAAUUGUC